AUGUUGGUAGCAGUAUGUCUAGCAAGACGUGGUUAUGUUGAGAUUCGAAACUUCGGCAAUAGUGUGGAUCGUUGCCUAGACUGUAAACUGAGUCGGCAUGAGAAGCAGAAGGUGGUGGGACUGUACGAGUGUCAUGGGAAUGGCGGCAACCAGUUACGAAAUGCUGGUGGCGGCAAUCGGCAAUGCAUCGACUAUGCUUCACAUGGAACAAAGAGCUUCGGUCUUUAUCAGUGUCAUAUGCAAGGAGGAAAUCAGUAUUGGAUGAUGUCAAAAGACGGUGAAAUACGUCGUGACGAGUCAUGUAUAGAUUAUGCCGGCCAAGAUGUGAUGGUGUUUCCCUGCCAUGGCAUGAAGGGCAAUCAGGAAUGGCGAUACAAUCCUCAGGUAUAA
This is a messenger RNA of Angiostrongylus costaricensis, 390 nucleotides long. The record is from the annotation of a GenBank genome assembly. Lineage: Eukaryota; Metazoa; Nematoda; Chromadorea; Rhabditida; Metastrongylidae.